UCCGGCGCAAGUCUACGUUGUCAAAUGUCAAAGUAAUAGAUACCGGCGAUGGCUAAAUUACGGAUUUGUGUUUUUAUUUUACUUUAUAUUGCCGCAUUCGGCUAUUCUAACAAAGUAGACACAAUAUCCCCUGAUAUUAAAAUAAAGAAUGUCGACCGCUACAUCGAUAUAUCUUCACAACUUGUAAAAAUCGUUUCUAAACUAACCUUGGAGAACUCCGGUAAAACACUGCUAAAGAGCUUUCUAUUGACCGUAGAGGGUGAUAAAAAAGAGAAUUUAGCAUUCAUAGGUGCAAAAGACUCCAGUGGAAAUGAAUUAAAACUAGCCGCAACUACUGUGAAGGGGUACGACAAUCUGAAGUUCUGGCGUGUGGAUUUGAAGGAAGCAAUCAACGCCGCGGCCUCAGCGGUCAUCACCACCGAGUCGGUGUUCACUAAAGCGCUGCUGCCGUAUCCUACGGAAAUCACCCAGCAAGAAGACCAGCUCGUCAAGUACAACGGAAACCUGUACUUCUUUACGCCGUACCAAGUGGCAUCGCAGAAAACGAGCCUCGUUCUAAAUACAAAAUCCGUGGAGUCAUUCACCAAAGUGAAACCGUUCUCCCAGCAGGACGGUACCGUUUCGUACGGCCCCUACUCGAAUAUCGGUCCAUUUACUGAAAAGGAAUUGAAUGCUCAUUACAAGAAUAACUCCCCGUUCCUGACCGUCACUCGCAUAGAGCGGUUGAUCGAAGUGUCUCAUUGGGGCAACAUAGCCAUCGAAGAGACCAUCGAGGUCGAGCACACCGGAGCCAAGCUCAAGGGACCGUUCUCCAGAUAUGACUACCAACAGGACCACCACAGUGGACCAGCGAGUGUACGGUCCUACAAGACCUUCCUCCCGGCUUCUGCCGCCGACGUCUACUACCGCGACACCAACGGUAACAUCUCCACCUCCAACAUGAAGCUGAAGAAGGAUUCUGUUGAAUUGGACCUGAGACCGAGAUAUCCCUUAUUUGGAGGUUGGAGAUCUCACUACACACUCGGCUACAAUGUGCCGAGCUAUGAAUACUUGUACCACUCUGGAAAUGAAUAUCUGCUCAAGAUGAGGGCUGUCGACCACAUAUUUGAUGAUAUGCAGAUUGAAGAGGUGAGAACCAAGAUUAUCUUGCCGGAAGGUUCUAUAGGCAUCAAAGUCAACUUCCCCUACCCUGUGACAAGGCUGCCUGAUAGCUUGCACUACACCUACUUAGACACAAAGGGACGUCCGGUCAUUUCUUUCACUAAGAAGAAUGUUGUGGAAAACCACAUCCAAGAUUUUCAGCUUCGCUACACAUUCCCACCUCUUCUGAUGUUGCAGGAGCCUCUUCUCGUUGUAGGUUUCUUGUAUGCACUAUUUAUUUGUGUGAUUAUUUAUGUAAGACUAGACUUCUCUAUUCAUAAGUCAGAACAACACAAGGAGUAGUGAAUUUGCAUUUAAUGAUAUACUAAUAAGUAAUUA
Messenger RNA from Aricia agestis (brown argus), 1479 nucleotides. RefSeq names its product dolichyl-diphosphooligosaccharide--protein glycosyltransferase subunit 1. The coding region runs from base 49 to 1443 and encodes 464 amino acids. Lineage: Eukaryota; Metazoa; Arthropoda; Insecta; Lepidoptera; Lycaenidae. The record is from RefSeq and is a predicted model, not a curated record. The transcript has a single exon. Gene Ontology annotation, cellular component: membrane; oligosaccharyltransferase complex.